Messenger RNA from Pezoporus flaviventris, 748 nucleotides. It is a transcript of the gene EXOSC5, whose product is annotated as exosome component 5. Gene Ontology annotation, cellular component: nuclear exosome (RNase complex); cytoplasmic exosome (RNase complex); nucleolus. Bases 1 to 726 code for a protein of 241 amino acids. NCBI's taxonomy places the organism in Eukaryota, Metazoa, Chordata, Aves, Psittaciformes, Psittacidae. The transcript is spliced from 6 exons. Gene Ontology annotation, biological process: nuclear mRNA surveillance; rRNA catabolic process; U4 snRNA 3'-end processing. The record is from RefSeq and is a predicted model, not a curated record.
AUGAGAGAACGCGCUGCUGCGCCCCUCCCAUCCCGCCGCGACCAAUGGGAGGCGGCGGUGUUGAGAGAGGCCAAGAUGGCGGCGGGCAGCGGGUGUUGCUUGCGGCCUUUCUCUUGCGAGCUGGGGCUCCUGUCGCGACCCGACGGCUCCGCCGCCUUCCUGCAGGGCGAUACCUCCGUGCUGGCCGCACUUUACGGCCCCGCCGAGGCCAAAGGGAACCGGGAGCUGCCGGAGCGGGUGGCGCUGGAGGUGCUGCUGCGGCCUAAAGUGGGGCUGCCGGGUGUGGGGGAGCGCAGCCGGGAGCAGCUCCUGCGCCGCACGCUUGAGGCCGUGCUCCUGGGGCGCCUGCACCCCCGCUGCGGGCUCAGCCUCAGCCUCCAGGUGCUCAGGGACGGCGGCUCCCUGCUCUCGUGCUGCCUCAACGCCGCCUGCAUGGGGCUGCUGGACGCGGGGCUGCCCUUGGCCUCCCUGUUCUGCGGCGUCGCCUGCGCCCUGCUCCCCGAUGGCUCCCUCGUGCUGGACCCCAGCAGCCAGCAGGAGAAGGAGGCUCGCGCCGUCCUCACCUUCGCCAUCGACAGCGCCGAGAAGAAGGUGCUCAUGGCCAGCACCAAAGGGAGCUGCUCCAUGGAGGAGAUGCAGCAGUGCAUCGCUGCAGCCCAGAGCGCCGCCGACACCAUCUUCCAGUUCUAUCGCGAUUCCAUCCGGAGGAGGUAUUCCAAGUCGUGACAUGGAAUUGCCCCCACACCCC